Messenger RNA from Closterium sp. Naga37s-1, 29733 nucleotides. The record is from the annotation of a GenBank genome assembly. NCBI's taxonomy places the organism in Eukaryota, Viridiplantae, Streptophyta, Zygnematophyceae, Desmidiales, Closteriaceae.
AUGCCACGAUGCGUGUGUACAUUGAAGGGUCCAUGUUCAGAGCAACAUGAUGUAUAUCCUCGCAACCUCCUCGUGCCUCCCCUCGCAACCUCCUCGUGCCUCCCCUCGCAACCUCCUCGUGCCUCCCCUCGCAACCUCCUCGUGCCUCCCCUCGCAACCUCCUCGUGCCUCCCCUCGCAACCUCCUCGUGCCUCCCCUCGCAACCUCCUCGUGCCUCCCCUCGCAACCUCCUCGUGCCUCCCCUCGCAACCUCCUCGUGCCUCCCCUCGCAACCUCCUCGUGCCUCCCCUCGCAACCUCCUCGUGCCUCCCCUCGCAACCUCCUCGUGCCUCCCCUCGCAACCUCCUCGUGCCUCCCCUCGCAACCUCCUCGUGCCUCCCCUCGCAACCUCCUCGUGCCUCCCCUCGCAACCUCCUCGUGCCUCCCCUCGCAACCUCCUCGUGCCUCCCCUCGCAACCUCCUCGUGCCUCCCCUCGCAACCUCCUCGUGCCUCCCCUCGCAACCUCCUCGUGCCUCCCCUCGCAACCUCCUCGUGCCUCCCCUCGCAACCUCCUCGUGCCUCCCCUCGCAACCUCCUCGUGCCUCCCCUCGCAACCUCCUCGUGCCUCCCCUCGCAACCUCCUCGUGCCUCCCCUCGCAACCUCCUCGUGCCUCCCCUCGCAACCUCCUCGUGCCUCCCCUCGCAACCUCCUCGUGCCUCCCCUCGCAACCUCCUCGUGCCUCCCCUCGCAACCUCCUCGUGCCUCCCCUCGCAACCUCCUCGUGCCUCCCCUCGCAACCUCCUCGUGCCUCCCCUCGCAACCUCCUCGUGCCUCCCCUCGCAACCUCCUCGUGCCUCCCCUCGCAACCUCCUCGUGCCUCCCCUCGCAACCUCCUCGUGCCUCCCCUCGCAACCUCCUCGUGCCUCCCCUCGCAACCUCCUCGUGCCUCCCCUCGCAACCUCCUCGUGCCUCCCCUCGCAACCUCCUCGUGCCUCCCCUCGCAACCUCCUCGUGCCUCCCCUCGCAACCUCCUCGUGCCUCCCCUCGCAACCUCCUCGUGCCUCCCCUCGCAACCUCCUCGUGCCUCCCCUCGCAACCUCCUCGUGCCUCCCCUCGCAACCUCCUCGUGCCUCCCCUCGCAACCUCCUCGUGCCUCCCCUCGCAACCUCCUCGUGCCUCCCCUCGCAACCUCCUCGUGCCUCCCUCGCAACCUCCUCGUGCCUCCCCUCGCAACCUCCUCGUGCCUCCCCUCGCAACCUCCUCGUGCCUCCCCUCGCAACCUCCUCGUGCCUCCCCUCGCAACCUCCUCGUGCCUCCCCUCGCAACCUCCUCGUGCCUCCCCUCGCAACCUCCUCGUGCCUCCCCUCGCAACCUCCUCGUGCCUCCCCUCGCAACCUCCUCGUGCCUCCCCUCGCAACCUCCUCGUGCCUCCCCUCGCAACCUCCUCGUGCCUCCCCUCGCAACCUCCUCGUGCCUCCCCUCGCAACCUCCUCGUGCCUCCCCUCGCAACCUCCUCGUGCCUCCCCUCGCAACCUCCUCGUGCCUCCCCUCGCAACCUCCUCGUGCCUCCCCUCGCAACCUCCUCGUGCCUCCCCUCGCAACCUCCUCGUGCCUCCCCUCGCAACCUCCUCGUGCCUCCCCUCGCAACCUCCUCGUGCCUCCCCUCGCAACCUCCUCGUGCCUCCCCUCGCAACCUCCUCGUGCCUCCCCUCGCAACCUCCUCGUGCCUCCCCUCGCAACCUCCUCGUGCCUCCCCUCGCAACCUCCUCGUGCCUCCCCUCGCAACCUCCUCGUGCCUCCCCUCGCAACCUCCUCGUGCCUCCCCUCGCAACCUCCUCGUGCCUCCCCUCGCAACCUCCUCGUGCCUCCCCUCGCAACCUCCUCGUGCCUCCCCUCGCAACCUCCUCGUGCCUCCCCUCGCAACCUCCUCGUGCCUCCCCUCGCAACCUCCUCGUGCCUCCCCUCGCAACCUCCUCGUGCCUCCCCUCGCAACCUCCUCGUGCCUCCCCUCGCAACCUCCUCGUGCCUCCCCUCGCAACCUCCUCGUGCCUCCCCUCGCAACCUCCUCGUGCCCCUCCACUCCUCGUGCCUCCCCUCGCAACCUCCUCGUGCCUCCCCUCGUGCCUCCCUCGCAACCUCCUCGUGCCUCCCCUCGCAACCUCCUCGUGCCUCCCCUCGCAACCUCCUCGUGCCUCCCCUCGCAACCUCCUCGUGCCUCCCCUCGCAACCUCCUCGUGCCUCCCCUCGCAACCUCCUCGUGCCUCCCCUCGCAACCUCCUCGUGCCUCCCCUCGCAACCUCCUCGUGCCUCCCCUCGCAACCUCCUCGUGCCUCCCCUCGCAACCUCCUCGUGCCUCCCCUCGCAACCUCCUCGUGCCUCCCCUCGCAACCUCCUCGUGCCUCCCCUCGCAACCUCCUCGUGCCUCCCCUCGCAACCUCCUCGUGCCUCCCCUCGCAACCUCCUCGUGCCUCCCCUCGCAACCUCCUCGUGCCUCCCCUCGCAACCUCCUCGUGCCUCCCCUCGCAACCUCCUCGUGCCUCCCCUCGCAACCUCCUCGUGCCUCCCCUCGCAACCUCCUCGUGCCUCCCCUCGCAACCUCCUCGUGCCUCCCUCGCAACCUCCUCGUGCCUCCCCUCGCAACCUCCUCGUGCCUCCCCUCGCAACCUCCUCGUGCCUCCCCUCGCAACCUCCUCGUGCCUCCCCUCGCAACCUCCUCGUGCCUCCCCUCGCAACCUCCUCGUGCCUCCCCUCGCAACCUCCUCGUGCCUCCCCUCGCAACCUCCUCGUGCCUCCCCUCGCAACCUCCUCGUGCCUCCCCUCGCAACCUCCUCGUGCCUCCCCUCGCAACCUCCUCGUGCCUCCCCUCGCAACCUCCUCGUGCCUCCCCUCGCAACCUCCUCGUGCCUCCCCUCGCAACCUCCUCGUGCCUCCCCUCGCAACCUCCUCGUGCCUCCCCUCGCAACCUCCUCGUGCCUCCCCUCGCAACCUCCUCGUGCCUCCCCUCGCAACCUCCUCGUGCCUCCCCUCGCAACCUCCUCGUGCCUCCCCUCGCAACCUCCCUCGUGCCUCCCUCGCAACCUCCUCGUGCCUCCCCUCGCAACCUCCUCGUGCCUCCCCUCGCAACCUCCUCGUGCCUCCCCUCGCAACCUCCUCGUGCCUCCCCUCGCAACCUCCUCGUGCCUCCCCUCGCAACCUCCUCGUGCCUCCCCUCGCAACCUCCUCGUGCCUCCCCUCGCAACCUCCUCGUGCCUCCCCUCGCAACCUCCUCGUGCCUCCCCUCGCAACCUCCUCGUGCCUCCCCUCGCAACCUCCUCGUGCCUCCCCUCGCAACCUCCUCGUGCCUCCCCUCGCAACCUCCUCGUGCCUCCCCUCGCAACCUCCUCGUGCCUCCCCUCGCAACCUCCUCGUGCCUCCCCUCGCAACCUCCUCGUGCCUCCCCUCGCAACCUCCUCGUGCCUCCCCUCGCAACCUCCUCGUGCCUCCCCUCGCAACCUCCUCGUGCCUCCCCUCGCAACCUCCUCGUGCCUCCCCUCGCAACCUCCUCGUGCCUCCCCUCGCAACCUCCUCGUGCCUCCCCUCGCAACCUCCUCGUGCCUCCCCUCGCAACCUCCUCGUGCCUCCCCUCGCAACCUCCUCGUGCCUCCCCUCGCAACCUCCUCGUGCCUCCCCUCGCAACCUCCUCGUGCCUCCCCUCGCAACCUCCUCGUGCCUCCCCUCGCAACCUCCUCGUGCCUCCCCUCGCAACCUCCUCGUGCCUCCCCUCGUCUCCCUCGCAACCUCCUCGUGCCUCCCCUCGCAACCUCCUCGUGCCUCCCCUCGCAACCUCCUCGUGCCUCCCCUCGCAACCUCCUCGUGCCUCCCCUCGCAACCUCCUCGUGCCUCCCCUCGCAACCUCCUCGUGCCUCCCCUCGCAACCUCCUCGUGCCUCCCCUCGCAACCUCCUCGUGCCUCCCCUCGCAACCUCCUCGUGCCUCCCCUCGCAACCUCCUCGUGCCUCCCUCGCAACCUCCUCGUGCCUCCCCUCGCAACCUCCUCGUGCCUCCCCUCGCAACCUCCUCGUGCCUCCCCUCGCAACCUCCUCGUGCCUCCCCUCGCAACCUCCUCGUGCCUCCCCUCGCAACCUCCUCGUGCCUCCCCUCGCAACCUCCUCGUGCCUCCCCUCGCAACCUCCUCGUGCCUCCCCUCGCAACCUCCUCGUGCCUCCCCUCCGCAACCUCCUCGUGCCUCCCCUCGCAACCUCCUCGUGCCUCCCCUCGCAACCUCCUCGUGCCUCCCCUCGCAACCUCCUCGUGCCUCCCCUCGCAACCUCCUCGUGCCUCCCCUCGCAAACCUCCUCGUGCCUCCCCUCGCAACCUCCUCGUGCCUCCCCUCGCAACCUCCUCCUGCCUCCCCUCGCAACCUCCUCGUGCCUCCCCUCGCAACCUCCUCGUGCCUCCCCUCGCAACCUCCUCGUGCCUCCCCUCGCAACCUCCUCGUGCCUCCCCUCGCAACCUCCUCGGCCUCCCCUCGCAACCUCCUCGUGCCUCCCCCUCGCAACCUCCUCGUGCCUCCCCUCGCAACCUCCUCGUGCCUCCCCUCGCAACCUCCUCGUGCCUCCCCUCGCAACCUCCUCGUGCCUCCCCUCGCAACCUCCUCGUGCCUCCCCUCGCAACCUCCUCGUGCCUCCCCUCGCAACCUCCUCGUGCUCCCCUCGCAACUCCUCGUGCCUCCCCUCGCAACCUUCCUCGUGCCUCCCCUCGCAACCUCCUCGUGCCUCCCCUCGCAACCUCCUCGUGCCUCCCCUCGCAACCUCCUCGUGCCUCCCCUCGCAACCUCCUCGUGCCUCCCCUCGCAACCUCCUCGUGCCUCCCCUCGCAACCUCCUCGUGCCUCCCCUCGCAACCUCCUCGUGCCUCCCCUCGCAACCUCCUCGUGCCUCCCCUCGCAACCUCCUCGUGCCUCCCCUCGCAACCUCCUCGUGCCUCCCCUCGCAACCUCCUCGUGCCUCCCCUCGCAACCUCCUCGUGCCUCCCCUCGCAACCUCCUCGUGCCUCCCCUCGCAACCUCCUCGUGCCUCCCCUCGCAACCUCCUCGUGCCUCCCCUCGCAACCUCCUCGUGCCUCCCCUCGCAACCUCCUCGUGCCUCCCCUCGCAACCUCCUCGUGCCUCCCCUCGCAACCUCCUCGUGCCUCCCCUCGCAACCUCCUCGUGCCUCCCCUCGCAACCUCCUCGUGCCUCCCCUCGCAACCUCCUCGUGCCUCCCCUCGCAACCUCCUCGUGCCUCCCCUCGCAACCUCCUCGUGCCUCCCCUCGCAACCUCCUCGUGCCUCCCCUCGCAACCUCCUCGUGCCUCCCCUCGCAACCUCCUCGUGCCUCCCCUCGCAACCUCCUCGUGCCUCCCCUCGCAACCUCCUCGUGCCUCCCCUCGCAACCUCCUCGUGCCUCCCCUCGCAACCUCCUCGUGCCUCCCCUCGCAACCUCCUCGUGCCUCCCCUCGCAACCUCCUCGUGCCUCCCCUCGCAACCUCCUCGUGCCUCCCCUCGCAACCUCCUCGUGCCUCCCCUCGCAACCUCCUCGUGCCUCCCCUCGCAACCUCCUCGUGCCUCCCCUCGCAACCUCCUCGUGCCUCCCCUCGCAACCUCCUCGUGCCUCCCCUCGCAACCUCCUCGUGCCUCCCCUCGCAACCUCCUCGUGCCUCCCCUCGCAACCUCCUCGUGCCUCCCCUCGCAACCUCCUCGUGCCUCCCCUCGCAACCUCCUCGUGCCUCCCCUCGCAACCUCCUCGUGCCUCCCCUCGCAACCUCCUCGUGCCUCCCCUCGCAACCUCCUCGUGCUCCCUCGCAACCUCCUGCCUCCCCUCGCAACCUCCUCGUGCCUCCCCUCGCAACCUCCUCGUGCCUCCCCUCGCAACCUCCUCGUGCCUCCCCUCGCAACCUCCUCGUGCCUCCCCUCGCAACCUCCUCGUGCCUCCCCUCGCAACCUCCUCGUGCCUCCCCUCGCAACCUCCUCGUGCCUCCCCUCGCAACCUCCUCGUGCCUCCCCUCGCAACCUCCUCGUGCCUCCCCUCGCAACCUCCUCGUGCCUCCCCUCGCAACCUCCUCGUGCCUCCCCUCGCAAACCUCCUCGUGCCUCCCCUCGCAACCUCCUCGUGCCUCCCCUCGCAACUCCUCGUGCCUCCCUCGCAACCUCCUCGUGCCUCCCCUCGCAACCUCCUCGUGCCUCCCUCGCAACCUCCUCGUGCCUCCCCUCGCAACCUCCUCGUGCCUCCCCUCGCAACCUCCUCGUGCCUCCCCUCGCAACCUCCUCGUGCCUCCCCUCGCACCUCCUCGUGCCUCCCCUCGCAACCUCCUCGUGCCUCCCCUCGCAACCUCCUCGUGCCUCCCUCGCAACCUCCUCGUGCCUCCCCUCGCAACCUCCUCGGCCUCCCCUCGCAACCUCCUCGUGCCUCCCCUCGCAACCUCCUCGUGCCUCCCCUCGCAACCUCCUCGUGCCUCCCCUCGCAACCUCCUCGUGCCUCCCCCUCGCAACCUCCCGUGCCUCCCCUCGCAACCUCCUCGUGCCUCCCCUCGCAACCUCCUCGUGCCUCCCUCGCAACCUCCUCGUGCCUCCCCUCGCAACCUCCUCGUGCCUCCCCUCGCAACCUCCUCGUGCCUCCUCGAACCUCCUCGUGCCUCCCUCGCACCUCCUCGUGCCUCCCCUCGCAACCUCCUCGUGCCUCCCCUCGCAACCUCCUCGUGCCUCCCCUCGCAACCUCCUCGUGCCUCCCCUCGCAACCUCCUCGUGCCUCCCCUCGCAACCUCCUCGUGCCUCCCCUCGCAACCUCCUCGUGCCUCCCCUCGCAACCUCCUCGUGCCUCCCCUCGCAACUCCUCGUGCCUCCCCUGCAACCUCCUCGUGCCUCCCCUCGCAACCUCCUCGUGCCUCCCCUCGCAACCUCCUCGUGCCUCCCCUCGCAACCUCCUCGUGCCUCCCCUCGCAACCUCCUCGUGCCUCCCUCGCAACCUCCUCGUGCCUCCCCUCGCAACCUCCUCGUGCCUCCCCUCGCAACCUCCUCGUGCCUCCCCUCGCAACCUCCUCGUGCCUCCCCUCGCAACCUCCUCGUGCCUCCCCUCGCAACCUCCUCGUGCCUCCCCUCGCAACCUCCUCGUGCCUCCCCUCGCAACCUCCUCGUGCCCUCCCUCGCAACCUCCUCGUGAGCCUCCCCUCGCCAACCUCCUCGUGCCUCCCCUCGCAACCUCCUCGUGCCUCCCCUCGCAACCUCCUCGUGCCUCCCCGUCGCAACCUCCAUCCUCGUGCCUCCCUCGCAACCUCCUCGUGCCUCCCCUCGCAACCUCCUCGUGCCUCCCCUCGCAACUCCUCGUGCCUCCCCUCGCACACCUCCUCGUGCUCCCCUCGCAACCUCCUCGUGCCUCCCCUCGCAACCUCCUCGUGCCUCCCCUCGCAACCUCCUCGUGCCUCCCCUCGCAACCUCCUCGUGCCUCCCCCUCGCAACCUCCUCGUGCCUCCCCUCGCAACCUCCUCGUCCUCCCCUCGCAACCUCCUCGUAGCCUCCCCUCGCAACCUCCUCGUGCCUCCCCUCGCAACCUCCUCGUGCCUCCCCUCGCAACCUCCUCGUGCCUCCCCUCGCACCUCCUCGUGCCUCCCCUCGCAACCUCCCCUCGUGCCCUCCCCUCGCAACCUCCCCUCGCAACCUCCUCGUGCCUCCCCUCGCAACCUCCUCGUGCCUCCCCUCGCAACCUCUCGUGCCUCCCCUCGCAACCUCCUCGUGCCUCCCCUCGCAACCUCCUCGUGCCUCCCCUCGCAACCUCCUCGUGCCUCCCCUCGCAACCUCCUCGUGCCUCCCCUCGCAACCUCCUCGUGCCUCCCCUCGCAACCUCCUCGUGCCUCCCCUCGCAACCUCCUCGUGCCUCCCCUCGCAACCUCCUCGUGCCUCCCCCUCGCAACCUCCUCGUGCCUCCCCUCGCAACCUCCUCGUGCCUCCCCUCGCAACCUCCUCGUGCCUCCCCUCGCAACCUCCUCGUGCCUCCCCUCGCAACCUCCUCGUGCCUCCCCUCGCAACCUCCUCGUGCCUCCCUCGCAACCUCCUCGUGCCUCCCCUCGCAACCUCCUCGUGCCUCCCCUCGCAACCUCCUCGUGCCUCCCCUCGCAACCUCCUCGUGCCUCCCCUCGCAAACCUCCUCGUGCCUCCCUCCAACCUCACUUGAUCGCAACCUCCUCGUGCCUCCCCUCGCAACCUCCUCGUGCCUCCCCUCGCAACCUCCUCGUGCCUCCCCUCGCAACCUCCUCGUGCCUCCCCUCAGCAACCUCCUCGUGCCUCCCCUCGCAACCUCCUCGUGCCUCCCCUCGCAACCUCCUCGUGCCUCCCCUCGCAACCUCCUCGUGCCUCCCCUCGCAACCUCCUCGUGCCUCCCCUCGCAACCUCCUCGUGCCUCCCCUCGCAACCUCCUCGUGCCUCCCCUCGCAACCUCCUCGUGCCUCCCCUCGCAACCUCCUCGUGCCUCCCCUCGCAACCUCCUCGUGCCUCCCCUCGCAACCUCCUCGUGCCUCCCCUCGCAACCUCCUCGUGCCUCCCCUCGCAACCUCCUCGUGCCUCCCCUCGCAACCUCCUCGUGCCUCCCCUCGCAACCUCCUCGUGCCUCCCCUCGCAACCUCCUCGUGCCUCCCCUCGCAACCUCCUCGCUCGUGCCUCCCCUCGCAAACCUCCUCGUGCCUCCCCUCGCAACCUCCUCGUGCCUCCCCUCGCAAACCUCCUCGUGCCUCCCCUCGCAACCUCCUCGUGCCUCCCCUCGCAACCUCCUCGUGCCUCCCCUCGCAACCUCCUCGUGCCUCCCCUCGCAACCUCUCGUGCCUCCCCUCGCAACCCUCCUCGUGCCUCCCCUCGCAACCUCCUCGUGCCUCCCCUCGCAACCUCCUCGUGCCUCCCCUCGCAACCUCCUCGUGCCUCCCCUCGCAACCUCCUCGUGCCUCCCCUCGCAACCUCCUCGUGCCUUCCCCUCGCAACCUCCUCGUGCCUCCCCUCGCAACCUCUCGUGCCUCCCCUGCGCAACCUCCUCGUGCCUCCCCUCGCAACCUCCUCGUGCCUCCCCUCGCAACCGCCUCGUGCCUCCCCUCGCAACCUCCUCGUGCCUCCCCUCGCAACCUCCUCGUGCCUCCCCUCGCAACCUCCUCGUGGCCUCCCCUCGCACCUCCUCGUGCCUCCCCUCGCAACCUCCUCGUGCCUCCCCUCGCAACCUCCUCGUGCCUCCCCUCGCAACUCCUCGUGCCUCCCCUCGCAACCUCCUCGUGCCUCCCCUCGCAACCUCCUCGUGCCCUCCCCUCGCAACCUCCUCGUGCCUCCCCUCGCAACCUCCUCGUGCCUCCCCUCGCAACCUCCUCGUGCCUCCCCUCGCAACCUCCUCGUGCCUCCCCUCGCAACCUCCUCGUGCCUCCCCUCGCAACCUCCUCGCUCCCCUCGCACCUCCUCGUGCCUCCCCUCGCAACCUCCUCGUGCCUCCCCUCGCAACCUCCUCGUGCCUCCCCUCGCAACCUCCUCCACCUCCGUGCCUCCCCUCGCAACCUCCUCGUGCCUCCCCUCGCAACCUCCUCGUGCCUCCCCUCGCAACCUCCUCGUGCCUCCCCUCGCAACCUCCUCGUGCCUCCCCUCGCAACCUCCUCGUGGCCUCCCCUCGCAACCUCCUCGUGCCUCCCCUCGCAACCUCCUCGUGCCUCCCCUCGCAACCUCCUCGUGCCUCCCCUCGCAACCUCCUCGUGCCUCCCCUCGCAACCUCCUCGUGCCUCCCCUCGCAACCUCCUCGUGCCUCCCCUCGCAACCUCCUCGUGCCUCCCCUCGCAACCUCCUCGUGCCUCCCCUCGCAACCUCCUCGUGCCUCCCCUCGCAACCCCUCUGUGCCUCCCCUCGCAACCUCCUCGUGCCUCCCCUCGCAACCUCCUCGUGCCUCCCCUCGCAACCUCCUCGUGCCUCCCCUCGCAACCUCCUCGUGCCUCCCCUCGCAACCUCCUCGUGCCUCCCCUCGCAACCUCCUCGUGCCUCCCCUCGCAACCUCCUCGUGCCUCCCCUCGCAACCUCCUCGUGCCUCCCCUCGCAACCUCCUCGUGCCUCCCCUCGCAACCUCCUCGUGCCUCCCCUCGCAACCUCCUCGUGCCUCCCUCGCAACCUCCUCGUGCCUCCCCUCGCAAACCUCCUCGUGCCUCCCCUCGCAACCUCCUCGUGCCUCCCCUCGCAACCUCCCUCGUGCCUCCCCUCGCAACCUCCUCGUGCCUCCCCUCGCAACCUCCUCGUGCCUCCCCUCGCAACCUCCUCGUGCCUCCCCUCGCAACCUCCUCGUGCCUCCCCUCGCAACCUCCUCGUGCCUCCCCUCGCAACCUCCUCGUGCCUCCCCUCGCAACCUCCUCGUGCCUCCCCUCGCAACCUCCUCGUGCCUCCCCUCGCAACCUCCUCGUGCCUCCCCUCGCAACACUCCUCGUGCCUCCCCUCGCAACCUCCUCGUGCCUCCCCUCGCAACCUCCUCGUGCCUCCCCUCGCAACCCUCCUCGUGCCUCCCCUGCACCUCCUCGUGCCUCCCCUCGCAACCUCCUCGUGCCUCCCCUCGCAACCUCCUCGUGCCUCCCCUCGCAACCUCCUCGUGCCUCCCCUCGCAACCUCCUCGUGCCUCCCCUCGCAACCUCCUCGUGCCUCCCCUCGCAACCUCCUCGUGCCUCCCCUCGCAAACCUCCUCGUGCCUCCCCUCGCAACCUCCUCGUGCCUCCCCUCGCAACCUCCUCGUGCCUCCCCUCGCAACCUCCUCGUGCCUCCCCUCGCAACCUCCUCGUGCCUCCCCUCGCAACCUCCUCGUGCCUCCCCUCGCAACCUCCUCGUGCCUCCCCUCGCAACCUCCUCGUGCCUCCCCUCGCAACCUCCUCGUGCCUCCCCUCGCAACCUCCUCGUGCCUCCCCUCGCAACCUCCUCGUGCCUCCCCUCGCAACCUCCUCGUGCCUCCCCUCGCAACCUCCUCGUGCCUCCCCUCGCAACCUCCUCGUGCCUCCCCUCGCAACCUCCUCGUGCCUCCCCUCGCAACCUCCUCGUGCCUCCCCUCGCAACCUCCUCGUGCCUCCCCUCGCAACCUCCUCGUGCCUCCCCUCGCAACCUCCUCGUGCCUCCCCUCGCAACCUCCUCGUGCCUCCCCUCGCAACCUCCUCGUGCCUCCCCUCGCAACCUCCUCGUGCCUCCCCUCGCAACCUCCUCGUGCCUCCCCUCGCAACCUCCUCGUGCCUCCCCUCGCAACCUCCUCGUGACUCCCUCGCAACCUCCUCGUGCCUCCCCUCGCAACCUCCUCGUGCCUCCCCUCGCAACCUCCUCGUGCCUCCCUCGCAACCUCCUCGUGCCUCCCCUCGCACCUCCUCGUGCCUCCCCUCGCAACCUCCUCGUGCCUCCAUGCAACUCCUAGGCUCUCCGCAACCUCCUCGUGCUCCCCUCGCAACCUCCUCGUGCCUCCCCUCGCAACCUCCUCGUGCCUCCCCUCGCAACCUCCUCGUGCCUCCCCUCGCAACCUCCUCGUGCCUCCCCUCGCAACCUCCUCCGUGCCUCCCCUCGCAACCUCCUCGUGCCUCCCCUCGCACCUCCUCGUGCCUCCCCUCGCAACCUCCUCGUGCCUCCCCUCGCAACCUCCUCGUGCCUCCCCUCGCAAACCUCCUCGUGCCUCCCCUCGCAACCUCCUCGUGCCUCCCUCGCAACCUCCUCGUGCCUCCCCUCGCAACCUCCUCGUGCCUCCCCUCGCAACCUCCUCGUGCCUCCCCUCGCAACCUCCUCGUGCCUCCCCUCGCAACCUCCUCGUGCCUCCCCUCGCAACCUCCUCGUGCCUCCCCUCGCAACCUCCUCGUGCUCCCCUCGCAACCUCCUCGUGCCUCCCCUCGCAACCUCCUCGUGCCUCCCCUCGCAACCUCCUCGUGCCUCCCCUCGCAACCUCCUCGUGCCUCCCCUCGCAACCUCCUCGUGCCUCCCCUCGCAACCUCCUCGUGCCUCCCCUCGCAACCUCCUCGUGCCUCCCCUCGCAACCUCCUCGUGCCUCCCCUCGCAACCUCCUCGUGCCUCCCCUCGCAACCUCCUCGUGCCUCCCCUCGCAACCUCCUCGUGCCUCCCCUCGCAACCUCCUCGUGCCUCCCCUCGCAACCUCCUCGUGCCUCCCCUCGCAACCUCCUCGUGCCUCCCCUCGCAACCUCCUCGUGCCUCCCCUCGCAACCUCCUCGUGCCUCCCCUCGCAACCUCCUCGUGCCUCCCCUCGCAACCUCCUCGUGCCUCCCCUCGCAACCUCCUCGUGCCUCCCCUCGCAACCUCCUCGUGCCUCCCCUCGCAACCUCCUCGUGCCUCCCCUCGCAACCUCCUCGUGCCUCCCCUCGCAACCUCCUCGUGCCUCCCCUCGCAACCUCCUCGUGCCUCCCCUCGCAACCUCCUCGUGCCUCCCCUCGCAACCUCCUCGUGCCUCCCCUCGCAACCUCCUCGUGCCUCCCCUCGCAACCUCCUCGUGCCUCCCCUCGCAACCUCCUCGUGCCUCCCCUCGCAACCUCCUCGUGCCUCCCCUCGCAACCUCCUCGUGCCUCCCCUCGCAACCUCCUCGUGCCUCCCCUCGCAACCUCCUCGUGCCUCCCCUCGCAACCUCCUCGUGCCUCCCCUCGCAACCUCCUCGUGCCUCCCCUCGCAACCUCCUCGUGCCUCCCCUCGCAACCUCCUCGUGCCUCCCCUCGCAACCUCCUCGUGCCUCCCCUCGCAACCUCCUCGUGCCUCCCCUCGCAACCUCCUCGUGCCUCCCCUCGCAACCUCCUCGUGCCUCCCCUCGCAACCUCCUCGUGCCUCCCCUCGCAACCUCCUCGUGCCUCCCCUCGCAACCUCCUCGUGCCUCCUCGUGCCUCCCCUCGCAACCUCCUCGUGCCUCCCCUCGCAACCUCCUCGUGCCUCCCCUCGCAACCUCCUCGUGCCUCCCCUCGCAACCUCCUCGUGCCUCCCUCGCAACCUCCUCGUGCCUCCCCUCGCAACCCUCCUCGUGCCUCCCCUCGCAACCUCCUCGUGCCUCCCCUCGCAACCUCCUCGUGCCUCCCCUCGCAACCUCCUCGUGCCUCCCCUCGCAACCUCCUGGUCUCGUGCCUCCCCUCGCAACCUCCUCGUGCCUCCCCUCGCAACCUCCUCGUGCCUCCCUCGCAACCUCCUCGUGCCCCUCGCAACCUCCUCGUGCCUCCCCUCGCAACCUCCUCGUGCCUCCCCUCGCAACCUCCUCGUGCCUCCCCUCGCAACCUCCUCGUGCCUCCCCUCGCAACCUCCUCGUGCCUCCCCUCGCAACCUCCUCGUGGCCUCCCCUCGCAACCUCCUCGUGCCUCCCCUCGCAACCUCCUCGUGCCUCCCCUCGCAACCUCCUCGUGCCUCCCCUCGCAACCUCCUCGUGCCUCCCCUCGCAACCUCCUCGUGCCUCCCCUCGCAACCUCCUCGUGCCUCCCCUCGCAACCUCCUCGUGCCUCCCCCUCGCAACCUCCUCGUGCCUCCCCUCGCAACCUCCUCGUGCCUCCCUCGCAACCUCCUCGUGCCUCCCUCGCAACCUCCUCGUGCCUCCCCUCGCAACCUCCUCGUGCCUCCCCUCGCAACCUCCUCGUGCCUCCCCUCGCAACCUCCUCGUGCCUCCCCUCGCAACCUCCUCGUGCCUCCCCUCGCAACCUCCGCGUGCCUCCCCUCGCAACCUCCUCGUGCCUCCCCUCGCAACCUCCUCGUGCCUCCCCUCGCAACCUCCUCGUGCCUCCCCUCGCAACCUCCUCGUGCCUCCCCUCGCAACCUCCUCGUGCCUCCCCCGCAACCUCCUCGUGCCUCCCCUCGCAACCUCCUCGUGCCUCCCCUCGCAACCUCCUCGUGCCUCCCCUCGCAACCUCCUCGUGCCUCCCCUCGCAACCUCCUCGUGCCUCCCCUCGCAACCUCCUCGUGCCUCCACUCGCACCCUCCUCGUGCCUCCCCUCGCAACCUCCUCGUGCCUCCCCUCGCAACCCUCCUCGUGCCUCCCUCGCAACCAUCCUCGUGCCUCCCCUCGAAACCUCCUCGUGCCUCCCCUCGCAACCUCCUCGUGCCUCCCCUCGCAACCUCCUCGUGCCUCCCCUCGCAACCUCCUCGUGCCUCCCCUCGCAACCUCCUCGUGCCUCCCUCGCAACCUCCUCGUGCCUCCCCUCGCAACCUCCUCGUGCCUCCCCUCGCAACCUCCUCGGGUGCCUCCCUCGCAACCUCCUCGUGCCUCCCUCGCAACCUCCUCGUGCCUCCCUCGCAACCUCCUCGUGCCUCCCCCUCGCAACCUCCUCGUGCCUCCCCUCGCAACCUCCUCGUGCCUCCCCUCGCAACCUCCUCGUGCCUCCCCUCGCAACCUCUCUCGUGCCUCCCCUCGCAACCUCCUCGUGCCUCCCCUCGCAACCUCCUCGUGCCUCCCCUCGCAACCGUCCAUCGUGCCUCCCUCGCAACAUCCUCGUGCCUCCCCUCGCAACUCCUCGUGCCUCCCCUCGCAACCUCCUCGUGCCUCCCCUCGCAACCUCCUCGUGCCUCCCCUCGCAACCUCCUCGUGCCUCCCCUCGCAACCUCCUCGUGGCCUCCCCUCGCAACCUCCUCGUGCCUCCCCUCGCAACCUCCUCGUGCCUCCCCUCGCAACCUCCUCGUGCCUCCCCUCGCAACCUCCUCGUGCCUCCCCUCGCAACCUCUCGUGCCUCCCCUCGCAACCUCCUCGUGCCUCCCCUCGCAACCUCCUCGUGCCUCCCCUCGCAACCUCCUCGUGCCUCCCCUCGCAACCUCCUCGUGCCUCCCCUCGCAACCUCCUCGUGCCUCCCCUCGCAACCUCCUCGUGCCUCCCCUCGCAACCUCCUCGUGCCUCCCCUCGCAACCUCCUCGUGCCUCCCCUCGCAACCUCCUCGUGCCUCCCCUCGCAACCUCCUCGUGCCUCCCCUCGCAACCUCCUCGUGCCUCCCCUCGCAACCUCCUCGUGCCUCCCCUCGCAACCUCCUCGUGCCUCCCUCGCAACCUCCUCGUGCCUCCCCUCGCAACCCUCCUCGUGCCUCCCCUCGCAACCUCCUCGUGCCUCCCCUCGCAACCUCCUCGUGCCUCCCCUCGCAACCUCCUCGUGCCUCCCCUCGCAACCUCCUCGUGCCUCCCCUCGCAACCUCCUCGUGCCUCCCCUCGCAACCUCCUCGUGCCUCCCCUCGCAACCUCCUCGUGCCUCCCUCGCAACCUCCUCGUGCCUCCCCUCGCAACCUCCUCGUGCCUCCCCUCGCAACCUCCUCGUUGCCUCCCUCGCAACCUCCUCGUGCCUCCCCUCGCAACUCCUCGUGCCUCCCCUCGCAACCUCCUCGUGCCUCCCCUCGCAACCUCCUCGUGCCUCCCCCUCGCAACCUCCUCGUUGCCUCCCCUCGCAACCUCCUCGUGCCUCCCCUCGCAACCUCCUCGUGCCUCCCCUCGCAACCUCCUCGUGCCUCCCCUCGCAACCUCCUCGUGCCCUCCCCUCGCAACCUCCUCGUGCCUCCCCUCGCAACCUCCUCGUGCCUCCCCUCGCAACCUCCUCGUGCCUCCCCCUCGCAACCUCCUCGUGCCUCCCCUCGCAACCUCCUCGUGCCUCCCCUCGCAACCUCCUCGUGCCUCCCCUCGCAACCUCCUCGUGCCUCCCCUCGCAACCUCCUCGUGCCUCCCCUCGCAACCUCCUCGUGCCUCCCCUCGCAAACCUCCCUCUGUGCCUCCCCUCGCAAACCUCCUCGUGCCUCCCUCGCAACCUCCUCGUGCCUCCCCUCGCAACCUCCUCGUGCCUCCCCUCGCAACCUCCUCGUGCCUCCCCUCGCAACCUCCUCGGUAGCUCUCCCCUCGCAACCUCCUCGUGCCUCCCCUCGCAACCUCCUCGUGCCUCCCCUCGCAACCUCCUCGUGCCUCCCCCUCGCAACCUCCUCGUGCCUCCCCUCGCAACCUCCUCGUGCCUCCCCUCGCAACCUCCUCGUGCCUCCCCUCGCAACCUCCUCGUGCCUCCCCUCGCAACCUCCUCGUGCCUCCCCUCGCAACCUCCUCGUGCCUCCCCUCGCAACCUCCUCGUGCCUCCCCUCGCAACCUCCUCGUGCCUCCCCUCGCAACCUCCUCGUGCCUCCCCUCGCAACCUCCUCGUGCCUCCCCUCGCAACCUCCUCGUGCCUCCCCUCGCAACCUCCUCGUGCCUCCCCUCGCAACCUCCUCGUGCCUCCCCUCGCAACCUCCUCGUGCCUCCCCUCGCAACCUCCUCGUGCCUCCCCUCGCAACCUCCUCGUGCCUCCCCUCGCAACCUCCUCGUGCCUCCCCUCGCAACCUCCUCGUGCCUCCCCUCGCAACCUCCUCGUGCCUCCCCUCGCAACCUCCUCGUGCCUCCCCUCGCAACCUCCUCGUGCCUCCCCUCGCAACCUCCUCGUGCCUCCCCUCGCAACCUCCUCGUGCCUCCCCUCGCAACCUCCUCGUGCCUCCCCUCGCAACCUCCUCGUGCCUCCCCUCGCAACCUCCUCGUGCCUCCCCUCGCAACCUCCUCGUGCCUCCCCUCGCAACCUCCUCGUGCCUCCCCUCGCAACCUCCUCGUGCCUCCCCUCGCAACCUCCUCGUGCCUCCCCUCGCAACCUCCUCGUGCCUCCCCUCGCAACCUCCUCGUGCCUCCCCUCGCAACCUCCUCGUGCCUCCCCUCGCAACCUCCUCGUGCCUCCCCUCGCAACCUCCUCGUGCCUCCCCUCGCAACCUCCUCGUGCCUCCCCUCGCAACCUCCUCGUGCCUCCCCUCGCAACCUCCUCGUGCCUCCCCUCGCAACCUCCUCGUGCCUCCCCUCGCAACCUCCUCGUGCCUCCCCUCGCAACCUCCUCGUGCCUCCCCUCGCAACCUCCUCGUGCCUCCCCUCGCAACCUCCUCGUGCCUCCCCUCGCAACCUCCUCGUGCCUCCCCUCGCAACCUCCUCGUGCCUCCCCUCGCAACCUCCUCGUGCCUCCCCUCGCAACCUCCUCGUGCCUCCCCUCGCAACCUCCUCGUGCCUCCCCUCGCAACCUCCUCGUGCCUCCCCUCGCAACCUCCUCGUGCCUCCCCUCGCAACCUCCUCGUGCCUCCCCUCGCAACCUCCUCGUGCCUCCCCUCGCAACCUCCUCGUGCCUCCCCUCGCAACCUCCUCGUGCCUCCCCUCGCAACCUCCCCGUGCCUCCCCUCGCAACCUCCCGUGCCUCCCCUCGCAACCUCCCCGUGCCUCCCCUCGCAACCUCCCCGUGCCUCCCCUCGCAACCUCCCCGUGCCUCCCCUCGCAACCUCCCCGUGCCUCCCCUCGCAACCUCCCGUGCCUCCCCUCGCAACCUCCCCGUGCCUCCCCUCGCAACCUCCCCGUGCCUCCCCUCGCAACCUCCCCGUGCCUCCCCUCGCAACCUCCCCGUGCCUCCCCUCGCAACCUCCCCGUGCCUCCCCUCGCAACCUCCCCGUGCCUCCCCUCGCAACCUCCCCGUGCCUCCCUCGCAACCUCCCCGUGCCUCCCCUCGCAACCUCCCCGUGCCUCCCCUCGCAACCUCCCCGUGCCUCCCCUCGCAACCUCCCCGUGCCUCCCCUCGCAACCUCCCCGUGCCUCCCCUCGCAACCUCCCCGUGCCUCCCCUCGCAACCUCCCCGUGCCUCCCCUCGCAACCUCCCGUGCCUCCCCUCGCAACCUCCCCGUGCCUCCCCUCGCAACCUCCCCGUGCCUCCCCUCGCAACCUCCCCGUGCCUCCCCUCGCAACCUCCCCGUGCCUCCCCUCGCAACCUCCCCGUGCCUCCCCUCGCAACCUCCCCGUGCCUCCCCUCGCAACCUCCCCGUGCCUCCCCUCGCAACCUCCCCGUGCCUCCCCUCGCAACCUCCCCGUGCCUCCCCUCGCAACCUCCCCGUGCCUCCCCUCGCAACCUCCCCGUGCCUCCCCUCGCAACCUCCCCGUGCCUCCCCUCGCAACCUCCCCGUGCCUCCCCUCGCAACCUCCCCGUGCCUCCCCUCGCAACCUCCCCGUGCCUCCCCUCGCAACCUCCCCGUGCCUCCCCUCGCAACCUCCCCGUGCCUCCCCUCGCAACCUCCCCGUGCCUCCCCUCGCAACCUCCCCGUGCCUCCCCUCGCAACCUCCCCGUGCCUCCCCUCGCAACCUCCCCGUGCCUCCCCUCGCAACCUCCCCGUGCCUCCCCUCGCAACCUCCCCGUGCCUCCCCUCGCAACCUCCCCGUGCCUCCCCUCGCAACCUCCCCGUGCCUCCCCUCGCAACCUCCCCGUGCCUCCCCUCGCAACCUCCCCGUGCCUCCCCUCGCAACCUCCCCGUGCCUCCCCUCGCAACCUCCCCGUGCCUCCCCUCGCAACCUCCCCGUGCCUCCCCUCGCAACCUCCCCGUGCCUCCCCUCGCAACCUCCCCGUGCCUCCCCUCGCAACCUCCCCGUGCCUCCCCUCGCAACCUCCCCGUGCCUCCCCUCGCAACCUCCCCGUGCCUCCCCUCGCAACCUCCCCGUGCCUCCCCUCGCAACCUCCCCGUGCCUCCCCUCGCAACCUCCCCGUGCCUCCCCUCGCAACCUCCCCGUGCCUCCCCUCGCAACCUCCCCGUGCCUCCCCUCGCAACCUCCCCGUGCCUCCCCUCGCAACCUCCCCGUGCCUCCCUCGCAACCUCCCCGUGCCUCCCCUCGCAACCUCCCCGUGCCUCCCCUCGCAACCUCCCCGUGCCUCCCCUCGCAACCUCCCCGUGCCUCCCCUCGCAACCUCCCCGUGCCUCCCCUCGCAACCUCCCCGUGCCUCCCCUCGCAACCUCCCCGUGCCUCCCCUCGCAACCUCCCCGUGCCUCCCCUCGCAACCUCCCCGUGCCUCCCCUCGCAACCUCCCCGUGCCUCCCCUCGCAACCUCCCCGUGCCUCCCCUCGCAACCUCCCCGUGCCUCCCCUCGCAACCUCCCCGUGCCUCCCCUCGCAACCUCCCGUGCCUCCCCUCGCAACCUCCCCGUGCCUCCCCUCGCAACCUCCCCGUGCCUCCCCUCGCAACCUCCCCGUGCCUCCCCUCGCAACCUCCCCGUGCCUCCCCUCGCAACCUCCCCGUGCCUCCCCUCGCAACCUCCCCGUGCCUCCCCUCGCAACCUCCCCGUGCCUCCCCUCGCAACCUCCCCGUGCCUCCCCUCGCAACCUCCCCGUGCCUCCCCUCGCAACCUCCCCGUGCCUCCCCUCGCAACCUCCCCGUGCCUCCCCUCGCAACCUCCCCGUGCCUCCCCUCGCAACCUCCCCGUGCCUCCCCUCGCAACCUCCCCGUGCCUCCCCUCGCAACCUCCCCGUGCCUCCCCUCGCAACCUCCCCGUGCCUCCCCUCGCAACCUCCCCGUGCCUCCCCUCGCAACCUCCCCGUGCCUCCCCUCGCAACUCCCCGUGCCUCCCCUCGCAACCUCCCCGUGCCUCCCCUCGCAACCUCCCCGUGCCUCCCCUCGCAACCUCCCCGUGCCUCCCCUCGCAACCUCCCCGUGCCUCCCCUCGCAACCUCCCCGUGCUCCCCUCGCAACCUCCCCGUGCCUCCCCUCGCAACCUCCCCGUGCCUCCCCUCGCAACCUCCCCGUGCCUCCCCUCGCAACCUCCCCGUGCCUCCCCUCGCAACCUCCCCGUGCCUCCCUCGCAACCUCCCCGUGCCUCCCCUCGCAACCUCCCCGUGCCUCCCCUCGCAACCUCCCCGUGCCUCCCCUCGCAACCUCCCAGUGCCUCCCCUCGCAACCUCCCCGUGCCUCCCCUCGCAACCUCCCCGUGCCUCCCCUCGCAACCUCCCCGUGCCUCUCCCCUCGCAACCUCCCCGUGCCUCCCCUCGCAACCUCCCCGUGCCUCCCCUCGCAACCUCCCCGUGCCUCCCCUCGCAACCUCCCCGUGCCUCCCCUCGCAACCUCCCGUGCCUCCCCUCGCAACCUCCCCGUGCCUCCCCUCGCAACCUCCCCGUGCCUCCCCUCGCAACCUCCCGUGCCUCCCCCUCGCAACCUCCCCGUGCCUCCCCUCGCAAACCUCCCCGUGCCUCCCCUCGCAACCUCCCCGUGCCUCCCCUCGCAACCUCCCCCGUGCCUCCCCUCGCAACCUCCCGUGCCUCCCCUCGCAACCUCCCCGUGCCUCCCCUCGCAACCUCCCCGUGCCUCCCCUCGCAACCUCCCCGUUGCCUCCCCUCGCAACCUCCCCGUGCCUCCCCUCGCAACCUCCCCGUGGCCUCCCCUCGCAACCUCCCCGUGCCUCCCCUCGCAACCUCCCCGUGCCUCCCCUCGCAACCUCCCCGUGCCUCCCCUCGCAACCUCCCCGUGCCUCCCCUCGCAACCUCCCCGUGCCUCCCCUCGCAACCUCCCCGUGCCUCCCCUCGCAACCUCCCCGUGCCUCCCCUCGCAACCUCCCCGUGCCUCCCCUCGCAACCUCCCCGUGCCUCCCCUCGCAACCUCCCCGUGCCUCCCCUCGCAACCUCCCCGUGCCUCCCCUCGCAACCUCCCCGUGCCUCCCCUCGCAACCUCCCCGUGCCUCCCCUCGCAACCUCCCCGUGCCUCCCCUCGCAACCUCCCCGUGCCUCCCCUCGCAACCUCCCCGUGCCUCCCCUCGCAACCUCCCCGUGCCUCCCCUCGCAACCUCCCCGUGCCUCCCCUCGCAACCUCCCCGUGCCUCCCCUCGCAACCUCCCCGUGCCUCCCCUCGCAACCUCCCCGUGCCUCCCCUCGCAACCUCCCCGUGCCUCCCCUCGCAACCUCCCCGUGCCUCCCCUCGCAACCUCCCCGUGCCUCCCCUCGCAACCUCCCCGUGCCUCCCCUCGCAACCUCCCCGUGCAACCUCCCCUCGCAACCUCCCCGUGCCUCCCUCGCCAACCUCCCGUGCCUCCCCUUCGCAACCUCCCCUUGCUCCCUCGCAACCUCCCCUGUGCCUCCCCUCGCAAACCUCCCCGUGCCUCCCCUCGCAACCUCCCCCUUGUCUCCCUCGCAACCUCCCCGUGCCUCCCCUCGCAAACCUUCCCCGUGCCUCCCCUCGCAACCUUCCCGUGCCUCCCCUCGCAACCUCCCGUGCCUCCCCUCGCAACAUCCCCGUAGCCUCCCCUCGCAACCUCCCCGUGCCUCCCCUCGCAACCUCCCCGUGCCUACCCUCGCAACACCUCCCGUUGCCUCCCCUCGCAACCUCCCCGUGCCUCCCUCGCAACCUCCCCGUGCCUCCCCUCGCAACCUCCCCGUGCCUCCCUCGGCAACCUCCACGUGCCUCCCCUCGCAACCUCCCCGUGCCUCCCCUCGCACACCUCCCCGUGCCUCCCCUCGCAACCUCCCCGUGCCUUCCCCUCGCAACCUCCCCGUGCCUCCUCCCUCGCAACCUCCCCGUUGCCUCCCCUCGCAACCUCCCCGUGCCUCCCCUCCGCCAACCUCCCCGUGCCUCCCCUCGCAACCUCCCCGUGGCCUCCCCUCGCAACCUCCCCGUGCCUCCCCUCGCACCCUCCCCGUGCCUCCCCCUCGCAACCUCCCCGUGCCUCCCCUCGCAACCUCCCCGUGCAACCUCCCCUCGCAACCUCCCGUGCCUCCCCUCGCAACCUCCCCCGUGCCUCCCCUCGCAACCUCCCCGUGCCUCCCCUCGCAACCUCCCCGUGCCUCCCCUCGCAACCUCCCCGUGCCUCCCCUCGCAACCUCCCCGUGCCUCCCCUCGCAACCUCCCCGUGCCUCCCCUCGCAACCUCCCCGUGCCUCCCCUCGCAACCUCCCCCGUGCCUCCCCUCGCAACCUCCCCGUGCCUCCCCUCGCAACCUCCCCGUGCCUCCCCUCGCAACCUCCCCGUGCCUCCCCUCGCAACCUCCCCGUGCCUCCCCUCGCAACCUCCCCGUGCCUCCCCUCGCAACCUCCCCGUGCCUCCCCUCGCAACCUCCCCGUGCCUCCCCUCGCAACCUCCCCGUGCCUCCCCUCGCAACCUCCCCGUGCCUCCCCUCGCAACCUCCCCGUGCCUCCCCUCGCAACCUCCUCCCGUGCCUCCCCUCGCAACCUCCCCGUGCCUCCCCUCGCAACCUCCCGUGCCUCCCCUCGCAACCUCCCCGUGCCUCCCCUCGCACCUCCCCGUGCCUCCCCUCGCAACCUCCCCGUGCCUCCCCCGUCGCAACCUCCCCGUGCCCUCCCCUCGCAACCUCCCCGUGCCUCCCCUCGCAACCUCCCCGUGCCUCCCCUCGCAACCUCCCCGUGCCUCCCUCGCAACCUCCCCGUGCCUCCCCCUCGCAACCUCCCCGUGCCUCCCCUCGCAACCUCCCGUGCCUCCCCAUCGCAACCUCCCCGUGCCUCCCUCGCAACCUCCCCGUGCCUCCCUCGCAACCUCCCCGUGCCUCCCCUCGCAACCUCCCCGUGCCUCCCCUCGCAACCCUCCCCGUGCCUCCCCUCGCAACCUCCCCGUGCCUCCCCUCGCACCUCCCCGUGCCUCCCCUCGCAACCUCCCCGUGCCUCCCCUCGCAACCUCCCCGUGCCUCCCCUCGCAACCUCCCCGUGCCUCCCCUCGCAACCUCCCCGUGCCUUCCCCCUCGCAACCUCCCCGUGCCUCCCCUCGCAACCUCCCCGUGCCUCCCCUCGCAACCUCCCCGAUGCCUCCCCUCGCAACCUCCCCGUGCCUCCCCUCGCAACCUCCCCGUGCCUCCCCUCGCAACCGCCCCGUGUGCCUCCCCUCGCACCUCCCCGUGCCUCCCCUCGCAACCUCCCGUGCCUCCCCUCGCAACCUCCCGUCGCAGCCUCCCCUCGCAACCUCCCCGUGCCUCCCCUCGCAACCUCCCCGUGCCUCCCCUCGCAACCUCCCCGUGCCUCCCCUCGCAACCUCCCCGUGCCUCCCCUCGCAACCUCCCCGUGCCUCCCCUCGCAACCUCCCCGUGCCUCCCCUCGCAACCUCCCCGUGCCUCCCCUCGCAACCUCCCCGUGCCUCCCCUCGCAACCUCCCCGUGCCUCCCCUCGCAACCUCCCCGUGCCUCCCUCGCAACCUCCCCGUGCCUCCCCUCGCAACCUCCCCCGUGCCUCCCCUCGCAACCUCCCCGUGCCUCCCCUCGCAACCUCCCCGUGCCUCCCCUCGCAACCUCCCCGUGCCUCCCCUCGCAACCUCCCCGUGCCUCCCCUCGCAACCUCCCCGUGCCUCCCCUCGCAACCUCCCCGUGCCUCCCCUCGCAACCUCCCCGUGCCUCCCCUCGCAACCUCCCCGUGCCUCCCCUCGCAACCUCCCCGUGCCUCCCCUCGCAACCUCCCCGUGCCUCCCCUCGCAACCUCCCCGUGCCUCCCCUCGCAACCUCCCCGUGCCUCCCCUCGCAACCUCCCCGUGCCUCCCCUCGCAACCUCCCCGUGCCUCCCCUCGCAACCUCCCCGUGCCUCCCCUCGCAACCUCCCCGUGCCUCCCCUCGCAACCUCCCCGUGCCUCCCCUCGCAACCUCCCCGUGCCUCCCCUCGCAACCUCCCCGUGCCUCCCCUCGCAACCUCCCCGUGCCUCCCCUCGCAACCUCCCCGUGCCUCCCCUCGCAACCUCCCCGUGCCUCCCCUCGCAACCUCCCCGUGCCUCCCCUCGCAAACCUCCCCGUGCCUCCCCUCGCAACCUCCCCGUGCCUCCCCUCGCAACCUCCCCGUGCCUCCCCUCGCAACCUCCCCGUGCCUCCCCUCGCAACCUCCCGUGCCUCCCCUCGCAACCUCCCCGUGCCUCCCCUCGCAACCUCCCCGUGCCUCCCCUCGCAACCUCCCCGUGCCUCCCUCGCAACCUCCCCGUGCCUCCCCUCGCAACCUCCCCGUGCCUCCCCUCGCAACCUCCCCGUGCCUCCCCUCGCAACCUCCCCGUGCCUCCCCUCGCAACCUCCCCGUGCCUCCCCUCGCAACCUCCCCGUGCCUCCCCUCGCAACCUCCCCGUGCCUCCCCUCGCAACCUCCCCGUGCCUCCCCUCGCAACCUCCCCGUGCCUCCCCUCGCAACCUCCCCGUGCCUCCCCUCGCAACCUCCCCGUGCCUCCCCUCGCAACCUCCCCGUGCCUCCCCUCGCAACCUCCCCGUGCCUCCCCUCGCAACCUCCCCGUGCCUCCCCUCGCAACCUCCCCGUGCCUCCCCUCGCAACCUCCCCGUGCCUCCCCUCGCAACCUCCCCGUGCCUCCCCUCGCAACCUCCCCCGUGCCUCCCCUCGCAACCUCCCCGUGCCUCCCCUCGCAACCUCCCCAACCUCCCCCGUGCCUCCCCUCGCAACCUCCCCGUGCCUCCCCUCGCAACCUCCCGUGCCUCCCUCGCAACUCCCCCGUGCCUCCCCUCAGCAACCUCCCCUUCGCACCUUCCCCCCCCUCGCACUCCCCGUGCCUCCCCUCGCAACCUCCCGUGCCUCCCCCUCGCAACCCUCCCCGUGCCUCCCCUCGCAAACCUCCCCGUGCCUCCCCUCGCAACCCUCCCCGUGCCUCCCCUCGCAACCUCCCCGUGCCUCCCCUCGCAACCUCCCCGUGCCUCCCCUCCUGCAACCUCCCGUGCCUCCCCCUCGCAACCUCCCCGUGCCUCCCCUCGCAACCUCCCCGUGCCUCCCCUCGCAACCUCCCCGUGCCCCCCUCGCAACCUCCCCGUGCCUCCCCUCGCAACCUCCCCGUGCCUCCCCUCGCAACCUCCCCGUGCCUCCCCUCGCAACCUCCCCGUGCCUCCCCUCGCAACCUCCCCGUGCCUCCCCUCGCAACCUCCCCGUGCCUCCCCUCGCAACCUCCCCGUGCCUCCCCUCGCAACCUCCCCGUGCCUCCCCUCGCAACCUCCCCGUGCCUCCCCUCGCAACCUCCCCGUGCCUCCCCUCGCAACCUCCCCGUGCCUCCCCUCGCAACCUCCCCGUGCCUCCCCUCGCAACCUCCCCGUGCCUCCCCUCGCAACCUCCCCGUGCCUCCCCUCGCAACCUCCCCGUGCCUCCCCUCGCAACCUCCCCGUGCCUCCCCUCGCAACCUCCCCGUGCCUCCCCUCGCAACCUCCCCGUGCCUCCCCUCGCAACCUCCCCCGUGCCUCCCCUCGCAACCUCCCCGUGCCUCCCCUCGCAACCUCCCCGUGCCUCCCCUCGCAACCUCCCCGUGCCUCCCCUCGCAACCUCCCCGUGCCUCCCCUCGCAACCUCCCCGUGCCUCCCCUCGCAACCUCCCCGUGCCUCCCCUCGCAACCUCCCCGUGCCUCCCCUCGCAACCUCCCCGUGCCUCCCCUCGCAACCUCCCCGUGCCUCCCCUCGCAACCUCCCCGUGCCUCCCUCGCAACCUCCCCGUGCCUCCCCUCGCAACCUCCCCGUGCCUCCCCUCGCAACCUCCCCGUGCCUCCCCUCGCAACCUCCCCGUGCCUCCCCUCGCAACCUCCCCGUGCCUCCCCUCGCAACCUCCCCGUGCCUCCCCUCGCAACCUCCCCGUGCCUCCCCUCGCAACCUCCCCGUGCCUCCCCUCGCAACCUCCCCGUGCCUCCCCUCGCAACCUCCCCGUGCCUCCCCUCGCAACCUCCCCGUGCCUCCCUCGCAACCUCCCCGUGCUCCCCUCGCAACCUCCCCCGUGCCUCCCCUCGCAACCUCCCCGUGCCUCCCCUCGCAACCUCCCCGUGCCUCCCCUCGCAACCUCCCCGUGCCUCCCCUCGCAACCUCCCCGUGCCUCCCCUCGCAACCUCCCCGUGCCUCCCCUCGCAACCUCCCCGUGCCUCCCCUCGCAACCUCCCCGUGCCUCCCCUCGCAACCUCCCCGUGCCUCCCCUCAGCAACCUCCCCGUGCCUCCCCUCGCAACCUCCCCGUGCCUCCCCUCGCAACCUCCCCGGCUCCCUCGCAACCUCCCCGUGCCUCCCCUCGCAACCUCCCCGUGCCUCCCUCGCAACCUCCCCGUGCCUCCCCUCGCAACCUCCCCGUGCCUCCCCUCGCAACCUCCCCGUGCCUCCCCUCGCAACCUCCCCGUGCCUCCCCUCGCAACCUCCCCGUGCCUCCCCUCGCAACCUCCCCGUGCCUCCCCUCGCAACCUCCCCGUGCCUCCCCUCGCAACCUCCCCGUGCCUCCCCUCGCAACCUCCCCGUGCCUCCCCUCGCAACCUCCCCGUGCCUCCCCUCGCAACCUCCCCGUGCCUCCCAUCGCAACCUCCCCGUGCCUCCCCUCGCAAACCUCCCCGUGCCUCCCCUCGCAACCUCCCCGUGCCUUCCCCUCGCAACCUCCCCGUGCCUCCCCUCGCAACCUCCCCGUGCCUCCCCUCGCAACCUCACCCGUGCCUCCCCUCGCAACCUCCCCGUGCCUCCCCUCGCAACCUCCCCCGUGCCUCCCCUCGCAACCACCCCAGUGCCUCCGUGCCUCCCCUCGCAACCUCCCCGUGCCUCCCCUCGCAACCUCCCCGUGCCUCCCCUCGCAACCUCCCCGUGCCUCCCCUCGCAACCUCCCCGUGCCUCCCCUCGCAACCUCCCCGUGCCUCCCCUCGCAACCUCCCCGUGCCUCCCCUCGCAACCUCCCCGUGCCUCCCCUCGCAACCUCCCCGUGCCUCCCCUCGCAACCUCCCCGUGCCUCCCCUCGCAACCUCCCCGUGCCUCCCCCUCGCAACCUCCCCGUGCCUCCCCUCGCAACCUCCCCGUGCCUCCCCUCGCAACCUCCCCGUGCCUCCCCUCGCAACCUCCCCGUGCCUCCCCUCGCAACCUCCCCGUGCCUCCCCUCGCAACCUCCCCGUGCCUCCCCUCGCAACCUCCCCGUGCCUCCCCUCGCAACCUCCCCGUGCCUCCCCUCGCAACCUCCCCGUGCCUCCCCUCGCAACCUCCCCGUGCCUCCCCUCGCAACCUCCCCGUGCCUCCCCUCGCAACCUCCCGUGCCUCCCUCGCAACCUCCCCGUGCCUCCCCUCGCAACCUCCCCGUGCUCCCCUCGCAACCUCCCCGUGCUCCCUCGCAACCUCCCCGUGCCUCCCCUCGCAACCUCCCCGUGCCUCCCUCGCAACCUCCCCGUGCAUCCCCUCGCAACCUCCCCGUGCCUCCCCUCGCAACCUCCCCGUGCCUCCCCUCGCAACCCUCCCCGUGCCUCCCCUCGCAACCUCCCCGUGCCUCCCCUCCGCAACCUCCCCGUGCCUCCCCUCGCAACCUCCCGUGCCUCCCCUCGCAACCUCCCCGUGCCUCCCCUCGCAACCUCCCCGUGCCUCCCCUCGCAACCUCCCCGUGCCCCUCCAACCUCCCCGUGCCUCCCUCGCAACUCCCCGUGCCUCCCCUCGCAACCUCCCCGUGCCUCCCCUCGCAACCUCCCCGUGCCUCCCCUCGCAACCUCCCCGUGCCUCCCUCGCAACCCUCCCCGCGCCUCCCCUCGGCAACCUCCCCGUGCUCCCCCUCGCAACCUCCCCGUGCCUCCCUCGCAACCUCCCCGUGCCUCCCCUCGCAACCUCCCCGUGCCUCCCCUCGCAACCUCCCCGUGCCUUCCCCUCGCAACCUCCCCGUGCCUCCCCUCGCAACCUCCCCGUGCCUCCCCUCGCAACCUCCCCGUGCCUCCCCUCGCAACCUCCCCGUGCCUCCCCUCGCAACCUCCCCGUGCCUCCCCUCGCAACCUCCCCGUGCCUCCCCUCGCAACCUCCCCGUGCCUCCCCUCGCAACCUCCCCGUGCCUCCCCUCGCAACUCCCCGUGCCUCCCCUCGCAACCUCCCCGUGCCUCCCCUCGCAACCUCCCCGUGCCUCCCCUCGCAACCUCCCCGUGCCUCCCCUCGCAACCUCCCCGUGCCUCCCCUCGCAACCUCCCCGUGCCUCCCCUCGCAACCUCCCCGUGCCUCCCCUCGCAACCUCCCCGUGCCUCCCCUCGCAACCUCCCCGUGCCUCCCCUCGCAACCUCCCCGUGCCUCCCCUCGCAACCUCCCCGUGCCUCCCCUCGCAACCUCCCCGUGCCUCCCCUCGCAACCUCCCCGUGCCUCCCCUCGCAACCUCCCCGUGCCUCCCCUCGCAACCUCCCCGUGCCUCCCCUCGCAACCUCCCCGUGCCUCCCCUCGCAACCUCCCCGUGCCUCCCCUCGCAACCUCCCCGUGCCUCCCCUCGCAACCUCCCCGUGCCUCCCCUCGCAACCUCCCCGUGCCUCCCCUCGCAACCUCCCCGUGCCUCCCCUCGCAACCUCCCCGUGCCUCCCCUCGCAACCUCCCCGUGCCUCCCCUCGCAACCUCCCCGUGCCUCCCCUCGCAACCUCCCCGUGCCUCCCCUCGCAACCUCCCCGUGCCUCCCCUCGCAACCUCCCCGUGCCUCCCCUCGCAACCUCCCCGUGCCUCCCCUCGCAACCUCCCCGUGCCUCCCCUCGCAACCUCCCCCGUGCCUCCCCUCGCAACCUCCCCGUGCCUCCCCUCGCAACCUCCCCGUGCCUCCCCUCGCAACCUCCCCGUGCCUCCCCUCGCAACCUCCCCGUGCCUCCCCUCGCAACCUCCCCGUGCCUCCCCUCGCAACCUCCCCGUGCCUCCCCUCGCAACCUCCCCGUGCCUCCCCUCGCAACCUCCCCGUGCCUCCCCUCGCAACCUCCCCGUGCCUCCCCUCGCAACCUCCCCGUGCCUCCCCUCGCAACCCUCCCCGUGCCUCCCCUCGCAACCUCCCCGUGCCUCCCCUCGCAACCUCCCCGUGCCUCCCCUCGCAACCUCCCCGUGCCUCCCCUCGCAACCUCCCCGUGCCUCCCCUCGCAACCUCCCCGUGCCUCCCCUCGCAACCUCCCCGUGCCUCCCCUCGCAACCUCCCCGUGCCUCCCCUCGCAACCUCCCCGUGCCUCCCCUCGCAACCUCCCCGUGCCUCCCCUCGCAACCUCCCCGUGCCUCCCCUCGCAACCUCCCCGUGCCUCCCCUCGCAACCUCCCCGUGCCUCCCCUCGCAACCUCCCCGUGCCUCCCCUCGCAACCUCCCCGUGCCUCCCCUCGCAACCUCCCCGUGCCUCCCCUCGCAACCUCCCCGUGCCUCCCCUCGCAACCUCCCCGUGCCUCCCCUCGCAACCUCCCCGUGCCUCCCCUCGCAACCUCCCCGUGCCUCCCCUCGCAACCUCCCCGUGCCUCCCCUCGCAACCUCCCCGUGCCUCCCCUCGCAAACCUCCCCGUGCCUCCCCUCGCAACCUCCCCGUUGCCUCCCCUCGCAACCUCCCCGUGCCUCCCCUCGCAACCUCCCCGUGCCUCCCCUCGCAACCUCCCCGUGCCUCCCCUCGCAACCUCCCCGUGCCUCCCCUCGCAACCUCCCCGUGCCUCCCCUCGCAACCUCCCCGUGCCUCCCCUCGCAACCUCCCCGUGCCUCCCCUCGCAACCUCCCCGUGCCUCCCCUCGCAACCUCCCGUGCCUCCCCUCGCAACCUCCCCGUGCCUCCCCUCGCAACCUCCCCGUGCCUCCCCUCGCAACCUCCCCGUGCCUCCCCUCGCAACCUCCCCGUGCCUCCCCUCGCAACCUCCCCGUGCCUCCCCUCGCAACCUCCCCGUGCCUCCCCUCGCAACCUCCAGUGCCUCCCCUCGCAACCCUCCCCGUGCCUCCCCUCGCAACCUCCCCGUGCCUCCCCUCGCAACCUCCCCGUGCCUCCCCCUCGCAACCUCCCGUGCCUCCCCUCGCAACCUCCCCGUGCCUCCCCUCGCAACCUCCCCGUGCCUCCCCUCGCAACCUCCCCGUGCCUCCCCUCGCAACCUCCCCGUGCCUCCCCUCGCAACCUCCCCGUGCCUCCCCUCGCAACCUCCCCGUGCCUCCCCUCGCAACCUCCCCGUGCCUCCCCUCGCAACCUCCCCGUGCCUCCCCUCGCAACCUCCCCGUGCCUCCCCUCGCAACCUCCCCGUGCCUCCCCUCGCAACCUCCCCGUGCCUCCCCUCGCAACCUCCCCGUGCCUCCCCUCGCAACCUCCCCCUGCUAUUCCAGGCGAACUGCCACGUAACAGUUUAG